CGUGCGCAGACGCCCGCUGUCACGCAACACCAUUCGCCACCACCGCCGCGGCUGGGGAGACGGGAGUAGGUAAACUGGGUUUUAUUUCACAGAAAAUAAACUUUUCUCCAUCAUGUCGGGAUUUGACAGCAACCCGUUCGCUAGCCCAGUGGACGUUAACCCUUUCCAGGAUGCUUCAGUCACACAAGCCACCAGCGGAGCCGCUGAAAGCCUCAGGGAGUACAACCCAUUCUCUGCACCUGAGAUGGGAAACCACUCUGGAACAACCAUCCCCAUCACUGCUGCCUCCUCCCAACCAGCCGUGCUGCAGACCUCUGUAGAGCAGAGCGCAAAAGCUUCUGCAGCAGCUGCUCAGGCUAACCUGAUCAAACAGCAGGAGGAACUAGAAAGGAAAGCAGCUGAGCUGGAGCAAAAGGAGCAGGAGAUGCAGAACAAAACCACAAGCAGAGCACAGAACAGUGGAGCUAAAGAGAACAACUGGCCACCUCUUCCAAAUUUCUUCCCUGUGAAUCCCUGCUUCUACCAGGAUUUUGAAGAGGAAAUCCCAGAGGAAUAUCGCAGAAUCUGCAAGAGAAUGUACUACCUCUGGAUGUUCCACAGUUCCACUCUCUUCCUCAACGUGCUGGCCUGCCUGGCUUAUUUCACUGCAGACUCUCAGUACGGUGUAGACUUCGGUCUCUCCAUCCUUUGGUUCAUCCUUUUUACUCCUGUGUCCUUCAUCUGCUGGUACAGGCCUGUCUACAAAGCUUUCAGGUCUGACAGCUCCUUCAGCUUCUUUUUCUUCUUUUUUGUUUUUUUCUUUCAAGUGGCAGUAUACAUUAUCCAAACAGUGGGGAUUCCCAAGUGGGGAAACAGUGGAUGGAUCUCAGCAAUCAGCAUGAUACCUAAAAACUUGGCAGUUGCUGUGGUUAUGAUGGUAGUGGCUGGUUUUUUCACUGUUAACGCUGUCCUGGCUGUCAUCCUACUGAAAAUGGUGCAUGGCAAGUACAGAAGGACAGGUGCCAGUUUCACCAAAGCUCAGCAGGAGUUUUCCCAAGGGGUCAUAACCAACCGAAGCUUCCAGAAUGCUGCCGCAAGCGCUGCCACCUCUGCUGCUCAGGGAGCCUUUGGCAGGAGCCAAGGGAAUUAGAGUGCUCCUAUGUACUCAGUGCCUCAGGCCAGUAUCCUGACCAGCAUACAAGGUGAGCCAUGCCCCAACAUUAUUCAGUAGUCUUAAGGGGCUUUAGGUUGUUUUUAGGAAAACAGCCAAAAACAAUUAGUAAGUAAUCAAAAAUUCUGCCUUGUGAGGUUUCCCCAUUCUCCACUUCGAAACUAUACAUUGAAAGAGACUUUGGAAACAUACAGAAUUAAAAUAAGUGAGGAGUCAUGUUUGGUACUGGUUGAAUUGUUGACCUCCUUUCAGUGCACAGCACAUCUGACAUUCAGAUUAUCAGAAGUUAUUUUGGGAAAAGUACUGAAGGAAAUAAAAGCAACACAUUCUAAACAAGAGGUCGGUGUGGUUUUAUUCAAAUUCUGUCAUUAAAGAUGCUGGAGAGAAUUUUUUUUACAUGAACUCUUCAUUUAUUAAAAUCAUACAGAGGCCUUGAAGAAUAAACUCUCUGGAUCAUAUCAAAAGCAAUACUAGACAUAAAAAUGUUUUCCCAUCAGUGAAUGAUGAGGCCACAUAAUGUCCCUCACCUUUAUAGCAACAUGAUUUAGAAUAACAAGUGUAUACUGCAUACUACAUACCAAGUGUGUGUAUGUAUGUAUGUAUAUAUAUAUAUAUAUAUGCAUGCAUGCAACUCUACUGGAUGGGCUGAUGAAGGUGAUGGGAUGAAGGUCUGUCUUGGUUCUGUUUUAAUCAGUUGAAUGAAUUUGGAUGAAGUGAGGUUUAAAAGGUAAAUGAAGAUUUCCUUGUAAGGGGAGAGGUGUUGCAUUUAAAUCAUGUUGAGUUUGGAAGAGGAGCAUUUUUUUCCACAGAGUCUACCUGUAAUUACAAAUGAAGUCAUGCAUGUUUGAUGCAACAUUACUGACAUAGACUUUAGGUGUAUAAGUGCAUUAAUGAGCUGAAAGAACACUAUACUUAUACUGUACAUAAGUGUUGCAGAUAGUUGUUAUUACUUGUUGGGUAUUGUUAUUUUCAAGUUUGUACAUGUAAAUAUAUCUGACUUAAUGUUACUGUAACACUGAAUUAUGUUUAGAUGUCAACAUCAGUUCCUUGAAGAGGAUAUCAAUUGUGUGGGGAUUUGAGUGUCUGCUCUGAUUGUGACUUUAUAGAAAUAUUUGUAUUAUGGUGAAGUUUUGUCAUGAUCAGAAUGUAUAUUAAGAUUAAUUGUAAAUAUUUGACUUAUUUAAAACUUAUUUACUGGAUGGAUAUUUGUCGAGAAUUGGUUUUCAGUCAGAAUAUUAAAUAAAAUGUUCAAAAUUUGAUUUCAUUAUAUUCUGGUAAGACUCAGUCAUGCUGUACAUCUUGAGUGUGUUAAUUACAUGAUGGAUAACAAGGUCCUUGUAAUUUAGACUUGGAAGGUUUUAACUCCGUGUAGUAUCAUAUUAUGUCUGUCAAGUCUUCUGAUUAUGUCAGGUAAAUUGUAAGCAUGUUUUUGUUUGUAACUUUUCAUUACUUUGAUUUAUUUUCCUACUUAACUGUUGACAUCUCAUUGGCAAAUGAAUUACAAUGAUGACCUUGAUCUUAACUGUGGGUUGUAUGUGAAUAAACUUUACCUAAUUAAAUUCUC
Messenger RNA from Melanotaenia boesemani (Boeseman's rainbowfish), 2714 nucleotides. It is a transcript of the gene scamp2l, whose product is annotated as secretory carrier membrane protein 2, like. Gene Ontology annotation, cellular component: recycling endosome membrane; trans-Golgi network membrane. The transcript has 9 exons. The record is from RefSeq and is a predicted model, not a curated record. Gene Ontology annotation, biological process: protein transport. NCBI's taxonomy places the organism in Eukaryota, Metazoa, Chordata, Actinopteri, Atheriniformes, Melanotaeniidae. The coding region runs from base 113 to 1129 and encodes 338 amino acids.